AAAAGUAAAAAAAAAAAAAGCAUCCCGCGGAUAAAUUAGGUGGAUCUCCUCCCUAAAACCCUAACCCCUAAUAACCGUUUCUGUUCGCUCUCCCUCUCUGUCUCGUGCGAAAACCUCGCCUAGCCUAAUAAACACAGAGAGUAGCAAAUCAACUGAUCAAUUAAAGCAGCAGCAAAGCAGAAACAAUGAGUGAGCAAAAGAACAAACAAGAGAACAGUAAAUUUUCAAUAUGGGAUUUGCCAGAUGUGCCAAUGGGCCAGCUACCACCGCACCUUCAGCUCCAAAGAACUCGUGUUUUUUGCAAAGCAGAUGCUCCUAUUCAUACGGAUAGCAUACAAUACUCUGGUGCCUAUGCUUCUCUGGGAAUUGAUAAUAGUUUACGUUUAGAUUAUUUUCGCGACAACUUUAAAGUAGAAGUGAUUCGACUGACUAAGGAUGAAAUGGUAUUUGAUAUGAUUGGUAUUGAUGCAGCAAUUGCCAACGCAUUUCGAAGGAUUCUCAUUUCUGAGCUUCCCACAAUGGCUAUCGAGAAAGUCCUUGUUGCAAACAAUACAUCGCUCAUUCAAGAUGAAGUCCUUGCUCACAGGUUGGGUCUCAUUCCUAUCAAUGCUGACCCUAGGCUGUUUGAAUAUCUUUCAGCAAGUGAUACCCCAAAUGAAAAGAACACUAUUGUUUUCAAACUUCAUGCUCAAUGCAAAAGAGGCGAGCCCCGUCGUACAGUAUAUUCUGAAGAGCUGAAGUGGUUACCAAAUGGGAGCGAGUUUGCCAAGGAAUCAGAAAAAGUUGAUUCAAAACCCAGUACCUAUACUUCAUUUAGUUGCAGCCAAGAUUCCCUUUUCUCAAGUAAUCCAAUCAGGCCAUGGGAAGACAAGAUUAUUGUUGCUAAACUUGGUCCCGGACAGGAAAUUGAGCUCGAAGCUCAUGCUGUUAAAGGCAUAGGUAAAACACAUGCUAAAUGGUCCCCUGUUGCUACUGCUUGGUAUCGUAUGCUUCCUGAGGUUGUAUUAUUAGAAGAUGUUCAAGAUGAAGUUGCCGAAGAACUAAAGAGGAAAUGCCCCGUUAACGUAUUUGACAUUGAAGACAUCGGCAAUGGCAAGAAGAGGGCAACUGUUGCUCGGCCACGAGCUUGCACACUGUGUAGGGAAUGUAUUAGAGGGGGAGAAACAUGGGUGAAACGUGUGGCAUUGCGACGUGUUAAAGAUCAUUUCAUUUUUACCAUUGAAUCAACUGGGUCAUUACCCCCUGAAGUGCUAUUUACUGAAGCUGUGAAGAUUUUGGAAGACAAGUGUGAACGUGUAGUUACUGAGCUCUCUUGAUUAUUUUUUUCCCUUCCCCUUCUUUAUGACACACAAAGAAUGUACUAGCAAAGAUUGUAAUGAAACUAGUAAAUCCAAUUUUGUUUUUCAGAGAAAUAACAAUUUUAUUCAUCUCUUGGUCACAGAAGUUCUUAAAGAAAGUCCUUUCUUUUUUGUUGUUUU
Messenger RNA from Jatropha curcas, 1478 nucleotides. RefSeq names its product RNA polymerase I subunit 43 (gene RPAC43). Gene Ontology annotation, molecular function: protein dimerization activity; DNA binding. Lineage: Eukaryota; Viridiplantae; Streptophyta; Magnoliopsida; Malpighiales; Euphorbiaceae. The record is from RefSeq and is a predicted model, not a curated record. Gene Ontology annotation, cellular component: RNA polymerase III complex; RNA polymerase I complex. Gene Ontology annotation, biological process: DNA-templated transcription.